AGUAAACAGUAUUUUGCUACGGUGCUUAGGAACAGCUUGUGCGUGCUUACCAUUGAAAUUUUUGCCAUGGGUUCCAAGACAAUUCUGUUCCUGUUACUCGUUGCAGUCUGUGCUGUUUGCUACACGGAAGCAGCCGUAGGCAGCUGUCCUCUUCCAUCGAAGAUCUACAGCUGCAGCCCUAAAUGUCAGCAGAACUACGACUGCAGCCAUGGCAAGGUCUGCUGUCCCAACUCUUGCAACACCAAGUCCUGCGUUGACACAGCAACGUUCGGAAACCAGAAUAAUGAUAAAUACGCUCAGUCGGGUGGUGCUGGCGUCUACUGCAACAACCAGAAGUGUAACUUAUUCGAGGUGUGCAAACAAGACCCGGCCACGAAAAGGAUGAAGUGCAUGCGGGCCUGAUCGUCAUCAUGUUUAUACUAAUUAGAGAUAAAGUCUGUAACUAGUUGGAUGUUUCUGGGAAUUCAAUAAUAUAAUCAAAAUAUCUAUAUA
This is a messenger RNA of Leptidea sinapis, 492 nucleotides long. Its product is annotated as WAP, Kazal, immunoglobulin, Kunitz and NTR domain-containing protein. Gene Ontology annotation, cellular component: extracellular region. The coding region runs from base 67 to 402 and encodes 111 amino acids. The record is from RefSeq and is a predicted model, not a curated record. Gene Ontology annotation, molecular function: peptidase inhibitor activity. The transcript is spliced from 4 exons. Lineage: Eukaryota; Metazoa; Arthropoda; Insecta; Lepidoptera; Pieridae.